CACGCCCUGUUCUGUCCGGGAUCAUAACGGAGUUCCUCCUCGCUGCUGCUGCUUCUCUUAGGUGAACCGACAUGGCGCUGGUGUCCGAGUUUCUGGGUCAGCUGACGCUGUCGUACACUGGGGAGCCAGAUCCCAGAUUUCCCACUGUGGUCCCAGCACGAGACUUUGACCCGGCCAGGGAUGCUGCCAGGAUUGAAACCGCCAUCAAAACUAAAGGAGUAGACGAACAGACCAUCAUCGACAUCCUGACCAGACGGAGCGCCGAGCAGCGAAGAGACAUCGCUUUUGAGUAUGAACGACUCGCCAAGAAGGAUCUGAACACCGCCCUGAAGGGGGCGCUGUCUGGCUCUCUGGAGGCUCUGAUGCUGGGACUGAUGAAGGGAACCACCCAGUACGACGCCUCCGAGCUCAAAGCCUCCAUGAAGGGGCUAGGAACCGACGAGGAGACCCUCAUCGAGCUGGUCUGCUCCAGGAACAACGAAGAGCUGACGGAGAUCAAGAGGGUCUACAAAGAGCUGUUUAAGAAAGACUUGGAGAAGGACAUCGCAGGAGACACGUCGGGAGACUUCCUGAAGCUGCUGCUGGCUCUGGUUCAGACGAAGAGAGACGAGCCCUCCAAUGUUGUGGACUACGAGAAGAUCGACGACGAUGCCAGAUCUCUGUACGAAGCCGGGGUGAAGAGGAAGGGAACUGACGUGGCCACCUGGAUCGCCAUCAUGUCCCAGAGGAGCGUCCCCCACCUGCAGAAAGUGUUUGAGCGGUACAAGAGCUACAGUCCCUACGACAUCAAGGAGAGCAUCAGGAAGGAGGUGAAGGGAGAUCUGGAGAGGUCCUUCCUCACUCUGGUGGAGUGCUUUGAAAACAAGCAGCUGUACUUCGCCAACAGACUCAGUGAGGCCAUGAAGAGUAAAGGAGCCAAAGAGAAGGUGGUGACCAGGAUCAUGGUGUCUCGCUGUGAAGUGGACCUGGUCAAGAUCAGGACAGAGUUCAAGAGGCAACACAAGAGGUCUCUGUACCAGACCAUCGCUGAACACACUAAAGGAGACUACCAGAAAGCUUUGCUCAGCCUGUGUGGUGGAGACGACUGAGAGCUCCCAGAAUGCAGCGGUGCUGAGCCACUCCCAUCUUCAUGUCUAAUAUCAUAUUAAAUAUCUGUGAACAUUUUAACUCUGAUCAGCUUCACUUUCAGCAAUAAAAUACAUCAAAAACUG
Messenger RNA from Cololabis saira (Pacific saury), 1211 nucleotides. Its product is annotated as annexin A2-B-like. Bases 72 to 1088 code for a protein of 338 amino acids. Lineage: Eukaryota; Metazoa; Chordata; Actinopteri; Beloniformes; Belonidae. Gene Ontology annotation, cellular component: cytoplasm. The record is from RefSeq and is a predicted model, not a curated record. Gene Ontology annotation, molecular function: phospholipase inhibitor activity; calcium ion binding; calcium-dependent phospholipid binding. The transcript is spliced from 13 exons.